Molecule: messenger RNA, 5146 nt
Organism: Manis javanica (Malayan pangolin)
Lineage: Eukaryota; Metazoa; Chordata; Mammalia; Pholidota; Manidae
Gene: CSNK2A2
Product: casein kinase 2 alpha 2
Biological process (GO): peptidyl-threonine phosphorylation; peptidyl-serine phosphorylation; regulation of chromosome separation
Cellular component (GO): nucleus; protein kinase CK2 complex; cytosol
Molecular function (GO): ATP binding; protein serine/threonine kinase activity
Source: RefSeq, a predicted model, not a curated record
GCCCGCCGUCUCCUCCGCCCGCCGCCCCGCGCCCCCAGCCGCGCCGCCGCCGCCCUCUGCACCCCGCGGCGCCCCCCGGUCCCACCCGCCAUGCCCGGCCCGGCCGCGGGCAGCAGGGCCCGGGUCUACGCCGAGGUGAACAGCCUGCGGAGCCGCGAGUACUGGGACUACGAGGCUUACGUCCCAAGCUGGGGUAAUCAAGAUGAUUACCAACUGGUUCGAAAACUUGGUCGGGGAAAGUAUAGUGAAGUAUUUGAGGCCAUUAACAUCACUAACAAUGAGAGAGUGGUUGUAAAAAUUCUCAAGCCAGUGAAGAAAAAGAAGAUAAAACGAGAGGUUAAGAUUCUGGAGAACCUUCGUGGUGGAACAAAUAUCAUUAAGCUGAUUGACACUGUGAAGGACCCCGUGUCAAAGACACCCGCUUUGGUAUUUGAAUAUAUCAAUAAUACAGAUUUUAAGCAACUUUACCAGAUCCUGACAGACUUUGAUAUCCGGUUUUAUAUGUAUGAACUACUUAAGGCUCUGGAUUACUGCCACAGCAAGGGAAUCAUGCACAGGGAUGUGAAACCUCACAAUGUCAUGAUAGAUCACCAACAGAAAAAGCUGCGACUGAUAGACUGGGGUCUGGCAGAGUUCUAUCAUCCUGCUCAGGAGUACAAUGUCCGUGUAGCCUCGAGGUACUUCAAGGGACCAGAGCUCCUUGUGGACUAUCAGAUGUAUGAUUAUAGCCUGGACAUGUGGAGUUUGGGCUGUAUGUUAGCAAGCAUGAUCUUUAGAAAGGAACCCUUCUUCCAUGGACAGGACAACUACGACCAGCUUGUUCGCAUUGCCAAGGUUCUGGGUACAGAUGAGCUGUAUGGGUAUCUGAAGAAGUAUCACAUAGACCUGGACCCGCACUUCAAUGAUAUCCUGGGACAACAUUCACGGAAACGCUGGGAAAACUUUAUCCAUAGUGAGAACAGACACCUAGUCAGCCCUGAGGCCCUAGAUCUUCUGGACAAACUUCUGCGAUAUGACCAUCAACAGCGACUGACUGCCAAAGAGGCCAUGGAGCACCCAUACUUCUACCCUGUGGUGAAGGAGCAGUCCCAGCCUUGUGCAGAAAAUGCUGUGCUUUCCAGUGGUCUCACGGCAGCCCGAUGAAGACUGGAAAGCGACGGGUCUGUUGCGGUUCCUCCCACUUUUCCAUAAGCAGAACAAGAACCAAAUCAAACGUCUUAACGUGUGUAGAGAGAUCACGUUCCGUGAGCAGACACAAAAUGGUGGCAGGUUUGGCGAGCACGAACUAGACCAACUGAAGGGCAGCCACCACCGUAUACCAAACCUCACUUCUGAAUGUAAAAGGUUCUCACGCCUUUGGCUUCCUGUUGACUUCCUCCCGACCCAGAAAGCAUGGGAAAUGUGAAGGGUAUGCGAAAUGGUUGUUGGUUACCCUUGCUCCCCCGUGCCCCUUGACUCGCCCUAUGGCCGCCUGUUUUCCCAGCAGACCACACUAACUAGCCAACCACAGACUCCCCAGUUGGGGAAUGGGGGCAAUAUAUGGCAUGAUGGGUAGUUACAUAUUAUAACUUUAAAGGUAUAUAUUAUUGAAUAAAAGGUUUUAAAAGAAAUGUAUGGAGUUUUCCAUAUGGAAGGGGCCAUUAACAGAGAUCCAUGGCCACAAAGGGAGGAAAUAGAAUUAACUUCUUGCAGAGUUAAAUAGAGCAUUCGUGCCAGGUUCUACCAGAGGAAAACAGGAAGUCCCAGGUGAGGAGGGUUUUUAAGGAUGCUCUUUGCAGAGCAGUUGAGGAGUGCUGAACUAAUCCUGGGAGUAGGGCAAACUGCAGAGGGCCCAAGUACACAGCCAGGGAAGCUGGGCUUUGCCUUGAACACCUUCAAUCUCCCUUGACCCCUCCUCCGGAAGCAGGUGAGUUGCCCAGGGAUUUAAGGGGUAGGUAAAUGUCACUGUAGUAGACUCUGAAUGAUGCCAUAGCCCCUUCACUUUCCCUUUGCUUGUGUCUCCCAUCAUUCAUUCUGCCCCCAAUCCUGGCCCUCUUCCCCAUGGCCCCUUCUGAAAAAACUUGCUUCGGAGAAUGGUUGAGCCUGCUGUCCUGAGGCAGGGAAGCAGUCAGGGGUCUCGGGUCCAGGUCUGAGGGCUGCUUCUGCUGGUAUCCUGAAGCUCCUGUGAACUGGAAGGAAAAGUGGACCACCCAAAUGUGAAAGAGGGUGGAAUGGAAGCACUGGUUAUAUUUCAGUGAAAAAAGCUAGAUCUGUUUGACAACUGAGCCUUCCCUGGUUGCCUCCGUCCUCCACAUCCCCCAAGCCACCAGGAGGUGAAAGCAACAAUGACCUGGUGGCUGCCCAGCCUUGUAUCUGGCUGGCAUCCACCCGCCGCCUACAGACAGCAGAAGCAACGGGCAGACUCCGAUGUCCAGACAGCUGGAUGGGGUGCCCACUCAUGCUCCACAAAAGCCACUUGGUCUGUACAACAUUCCUUCUCCUGUCUUCUCCACUGCUUGUCCUGAAAAGAUGACUAUGGUAACCCAGGUGUGGACACUCAAGAGGUUUUGAAGCGAUUUUGGGGAGGAAAGCAAAGGCCCCUCAGGGUCACCACGACAUCACAGUGUCCCUUGGACCAACUUCUGUCGUAUCCAAGCAGUUCUGCAGGUGUGGGAGCUCAAGACUGCAUGCCCGCGGACACCAGCGAGUGAGGGCCUGAAGGCCCACUGCCAGCCAACAAGACAACAAGGCUUCCUCAUGACCCUGUUUGACUCAAGGUUCUGCACAUUUCUGUUGGCCUCCCAGAGCUCUGGGACAGCAUCUCAACACCUCCUUAGAGUGAGCACGCCCCAGAAGCUCCUGUGGGCAUGGUGCUUCAUGUGCGUGUGUGUGAUCUCUAUAGCAUGUUAUCCCUGUUGAUCUGCCAGCGUUUGGGGUCUUCCCUGAGGAGAAGGGUCAGGUACACAGUCAACUGGCAUGGGAAUUCUUAGAUGCCAUUUAGAACUUGAACACUAGUUCAAGUUUCAAAUUCCUUCUCAACCAAGGCACUAACUUUUGGGUAGGAGAGUCUUGUUUCCCAGAAACCUCUCAGGUGAUCUUGUUUUUUGUGGAUGACUAUUGUUGAGUGGGAGAGUAUUUGGUAGUAGAAAGGAGGAGAAGGUAGAGUUUCUGUAUUUUUUUGACCUUGAGAAAAGGGAAUGGGAACCUGCUAACCCAAGAACAGUCAAAGCUCAUCCACAGUAUGCUUGGAAAUCCACAUCAGUUCACAUCUUUCAGUUGUCUGCUUUGUAUUUGAGUUGUUUAAAGUAAUAUAUAUUGAAUUUUCUUGGUUACCAAAGUAAUAUAUAUUCAUGGUAAAAAUUUUGAAAUGCUAUACAAAAGUAAAUAAUGAAAGCUUCUCCCCUAACCACACACAUAGAAAAACUUCCCUGCCCUGGAAGUAACCAUGGUUAAAUUUGGUGUAUAUCUUCUAAUUUUUAUCCUAUGCAUUUACUAAUAUUUUUUAAAUACACUGAUUUUUGUUUUUACAGAAUUGUAAUCAAACUAUACAUUCUUUUUCUGCAACUUGUGCUUUCACUUAGUUGUGAAAAUUUACUGUUAGCAUCUACCUCACCCAUUUGUGGCUGCAUAGUAUUCCAUUGUGUGAUGUAUCACAAUUGAAGCAAUUCUUUACUGAUAGACUCUUACCAGUACUACACCAGUAUUGCUGUAAUUAACAGAUUUGCACAUAUAUUUUUACACAGUAUGGAUGUUUGUGAGAUAAAAUCUUAAAAAAGAAUUACUGUGCCAUAUGUUUUGUUUUUUAGAAGGGCAUUGUUAUGAUUCAGAGAGAGCAGUCUUCCAUUCCCUUCUUUCACUGGUGUAGGUUGGAACCAUAAUGCCUUUAGCUAUGUGGGGCUCUGUCAGGCACUUGGGGCAUGGUGCCCAGGGUCUGUGACCUUUCCAGGGGCCUACAGAAAUGUUUGAUACCUAAAUAAAAAUCUUGGCUCUAACAUAAGAAAGUUGAAAGUAAAAAUUAACAAAUGUAAUUAAAAUGUUUCUAAUCCUGUGAACUUCAUUAACCAUUAAAUUCAAUAUUUGAUUUUAAAAAUAUUUUUCUUACAAGAAUUAGCAAAGAGUCACAAUCAUAAUCACAUAAUUUAGAAAGCAAAUUCUAAAAUCUUUUCCAAAAGAUUACAGGAAAAAUGUUAUAUGAAAAAAUGGCUGCCUUUUAAUAACAGGUUCAAAAUGCUCUGCAGAAGGCUUCAAAAGUAAGCAGUCAAAAAGUAGGGCUUCCAAAGAAGGCUUCAAAGAGCUGGCAAAUGUUUUUAAAAAUCCCUGGCUUAGAGGGGGCUGGGUGGUGGAAUAGAUGAGCAACACUUAGUGAAAUAUUCUACAAGCUAUUAAAAUGUGCAUCUCAAACAUAUUGUGCAAAGAAGCCAGGCUCAAAGGCUACAAACUUUUUGAUUGAAUGAUUCUGCUUACAUGACAUUCAGGAAAAGGCAAAACUGCAGAGAUGCAGAACAGAUGUGUGGUUGCCAGGGGUUAUGGGUAGGGGAGGAUUUCACUACAAAGGGAUAGAAUGAGGGAAUUUGGGGGACAGUGGAACUGUUCUGUAUCCUACAUGUGGUGAUGGCUAUUUGACUUGAUGCCUUUGUCAAAACUACACUAAAAGGAGUACAUCUUACUGCUGUGUAAAUUUAAAAAUAAAUUUUAAAAAAUAGCAAGAGGCUCAUUUGAACUAAACUGUCCUAUUAGCAGGAGCCUCAUCUGCCUACCAUUGGCUCUUCUGCUGAUGUAGUCAGGGCUGAUGGUCUUUGGAUAUAACCUACCGCUGGAGCUGGGAUUCAGUGGUCCUCCGUCUGCCAGCUGAGCACCCAGUCAUCCGGGGCACUCUUCAGUCUUUGCUCCCAGCUGCAGGGUGUUUAUCCAGGCACUAAUAACCUCAUUGCUAUACCUCCCCACCCUCAUCAACAAAGAAGGGUGGAGAAUAAACUCCACCUCUGUGUGCAAGUCCCUCAUGUCUCUUGGAGGCCAGGUGCUCUGAGUUUCUGGGCUUAGACUGACAGGAACAGACAUGGCUCACUGGGGUUUACCAUCUGACCAGUGCCUUUGUGCACUAGAAAAGAUGUUUAUCGUUACUGUUGUUUAAGUACUAUGUUAUUAAAGCUGUACAUUUGAAAAUAAA